AUGAUUUUAAAUCCAGCUCUAUUUUUGAAUAAAUGUGUAUGCAUUUACACUACUCUCAUUUUGCUCCUAUUAACGAAUGGUGGUUAUGCUACAUCUUCCAAUGAUAUCAGUUUAGCAUCAAAAGAUCCCACAACCUUUCCUCUAGGGUGUUCACCAGAUAUAACAACACCCAAAAAAGGACUAUCAAUGGAACUUUAUUCCUAUGAUUUUCGGAAGAAGGGUUCGUACCCAUGUUGGGAUGCAGCAUAUUUAGAUCCCAAUUACCCUAGAACUGGCUAUAAAAGCCACAGACUUCUAGCAAAAGUUGAUGGUGUUACCGGCAAUAUAAAUUUCUAUUAUCAUGCAACUAAAGGAUGCACACCCCAAUUAGGUCACUUACCCGCAAGCUAUAAUUACCCUAAGCCAUUAACAAUGACCAAUUUUACUAUGUUACUUUAUGGUUACUUCAGACCAAAAGUAACUGGCUUCCAUACAUUUACCAUAUCUGCUGAUGAUCUAUUAUUUGUAAAUUUUGGAGCUGGCAAUGCUUUUGAUUGCUGCAGAAGGGAUUCAAGCGCAGAUCAUUUCGGAAAUUAUCAAGCCUACGCCAUCUGGGGCUCAAAAACAGCUAAAGAUGAACUAACAGUACAUUUAGAUGCGGGCGUAUAUUACCCUAUUAGGUUAUUUUAUAAUAACAGAGAAUAUGAUGGUGCACUCAGUUUUACAUUUAAAACAGAAUCAAACGAAAACACUGUUAGUGACUUUUCAGAGUAUUUUUUCUCUCUCGAUGACACAGAGGAGGGCUGCCCAGGUUUAAUCAGCUACGAUUCUUCUUGUGCUUCUGUUAAAACAUCUAAAAUAAUUGGUAUUGAUUAUCAUACAGAGACUCCAAAUGAAAACUUAGUUCCAAUAACCAAAACAAUUUAUCAUCUUGGAAUACCAUGUACUGGUACUACUACUACACCCCUAUGUGGCUCUGGGUUUUACGAUCCACUAGCAAAUAAGUGUGUAACAAUAAACACAUCAUCUACUUCAUCUGUGACAAAAACAACUUCACAUACAACUUCCAAAGAAGUUUCGUUUCAUUCAAGUAUCAGUUCGCAGAAGACUCUAAUUCCCAAGAGUAUACCUAGCCCAUACGGACCAAUAAAAUCACAGUCUAUACCAACAGAAAUGGAAACAUCAUCAGAAAUAUCAUCAAGCGAGUAUGCUUUCUCAGAUGUGAUUAGUACACCCUCCCAUUCGCCAUACACGAAGAAACAUAGUUCGUUGAAUAGUAGCAGUUAUACAUCAACUGUUAUACACAGUCUUACAUCGUAUUCUAUCUCUCAGGGUAUUUUCUCCACUAGCCUUAGUGAGCAAAAUAUUACAUCGAAGUCUUCUACAGAUAAAUUUUCAACUGCAACAUCAAUGAGCAAUAGUAUUACACAAUCAAGUAUUAUAAUAUCCCAAUCCUCAACAAACAAUGAAAACUAUACAACGACUUCAAUGCAUACUUCCUCCGAUAAAAUUUCAACUGAAACCUUGAACAAUUCAAUUAGUACAACAACCAGUAUAUUAUUCAGUAAUUCCAGUACCAUAUUAAAAAAUAACACAACAAUAAUAUCCUCAGAUAAAGAUACACAUUAUCAUCCUGUUAAUCCUACAAUUGUAUGUUCUACAAACAAAACCGAAAUUAUUUGUGCUUCAAUAACUCAACCUUCAAUAUCUAAUUCGAAUAAUCACUGGAGCUCAUCUGUCCUAAGAUUCAACAGCACAACGGUUCGUUCAACACUUCCUUCAUCAGCAGGCUCUAAUGAAACCUCAAUAAACGUACCUUUCUCAUCUAGCACCGAGAGCAAUGCCAGUACGAGUUCUACCUCAACCUCCAACAGCAAAACGGUGCGCUCAACACUUCCUUCAUCAGCAGGCUCUAAUGAAACCUCUAUAAACGUACCCUUCUCAUCUAGCACCGAGAGCAAUACCAGUACGAGUUCUACCUCAACCUCCAACAGCAAAACGGUGCGCUCAACACUUCCUUCAUCAGCAGGCUCUAAUGAAACCUCUAUAAACGUACCCUUCUCAUCUAGCACCGAGAGCAAUGCCAGUACGAGUUCUACCUCAACCUCCAACAGCAAAACGGUGCGCUCAACACCUUUUUCAUCAGCAGGCAUUAUCAUGACCAGCUUAUCACAAAGAAAUAAUAAAUCGGCUAGCAGUUACGCUAGUUCUAAUUCUAAAUGUUACAAUACUGCUGAUUCAUGUCGCAAGGUACAUAGCACCCCAUCAUAUCUACUAACUAGUAGUUACACAUCUGAAGGUGUUGAUUAUGACUGUUCGUUAGUCUCAACUAAAUUAAAAAUCAAUGAUACUAAUUGCCUGAAUAACAAACAUACCACAAAAUCCUGUUUGAAAACUUCUGUUACUACAACAAUACCAACACUUGAAAUAAAAACCGCAAGAAAAUCCUCCUCCAAUACUAUUGGCCUCCAUUCAUACCCCACUUCCAGUCCCAACAAAUCAAUAUCAUCAGCACCAAUUAUAGGCUACAUUUCAUCCUUUAAGACAAUUAAAACAGCCAGUCCAUCUUACCAAACUUCAGAUCUCACAACUAUCACAACUAUAACAAGCUUAAACAAUCCAGGUUCAACAGCAGUGGAGAAUACACACGAAUCCAACGAUAAAUCCAGAAAGACUAGUAGUAAUGAUAUCUCUUCGAAGCAUAGCGUAAUCAAGGAAACCAAAGACGCUGUAGAAUCAUCGAACAAAUCACAUCAAACAAACACACUCAAAUGUAGUUCAAUUAUCAUAGCAAGCUCUUCACACAACAGUUAUGAGUCUUUAGGUGGAACAACAUUAACUUUGACAUUAAGUAAAGUAUAUUCGCCACAGAAUAAUGACACCUUACCAUUUUUGGAAAUAUCUGAAGUGAACCCAUCGCGUACAGUACUUCCUGAAAGUUCUAAAAUGAUGCAAUAUUUAACAUCAACAGAAGAGAGGAAUAAAACAGCGAGGAACACAAUAGCAACAAACAUCGUCAGUAUAAGUACAUUCCACUUCGAAGGAGAAGGAAAUGCUAUUAGAAUGGGAUACACUCAACUUUUGCUUAUGUUGAUAGGCAUAAUAGUGAUGAACAUAGGGACCUAA
This is a messenger RNA of Nakaseomyces glabratus, 3105 nucleotides long. RefSeq names its product EPA1 (gene EPA1). Lineage: Eukaryota; Fungi; Ascomycota; Saccharomycetes; Saccharomycetales; Saccharomycetaceae. The record is from RefSeq and is a predicted model, not a curated record.